AAGCAACCCGAAAGUUUAGUGCCAUUUGGUAAACGUCUGUUGUGAAAACCGUCUGUAUUAGAAAAUAUAGGAAAAUUUGGGAAAUAGGAGUUAGCGGAUAUUUCUUUACUGUGCUGACAAAAUGGACGAGCGACCAAGUAUUUGCGACGUUUGCGGCCUGGCGAAGUCAGACGAUGAGUCGAGCCUCUCGGAGGAGGAGAACCAGAGCGAGCCCGACACCCAGAGCGAGCCAGACAACCAGAGCGAGGCAGAAAACCAGAGCGAGCCAGACGACCAGAGCGAGGAGGAGAACAAAGAAGUAGACGAGAAGGAACAGUUCCAGAACGAGUGUCGUCAGCUGUGGCUCACGCUCAACCGCAAUGGGCUCGAGCUCAAGAAAAUGACAGCGACUCAGCAGAAGCUUGAAAAGGACUUGGAGAGUGUUGAGCGCCUCACCGAGAUGGGUCGCUUUAUCAAAGACCGCUUAGAGCAGGAAUCGCACAACAACAUUUAGCUGCAGCCACAACAGCAGCAGCAGCAGCAGCAGCAGCACAUACACAAGCACAUUUAAAGGGGGGAAUGUAACAGUAUUAACAACUCAAAGAAAAUACUAUAAUUUGUAUUGUUUAAACGUACACUACACGCGACACUAGCCGAAGGGGGAAAUGCAUUUUAGAUUGAAGUUUGUAAUUAAAUUCAAAGUGUGGGAAAAUAGCCAAAUAAUUGCAAUGCAA
Molecule: messenger RNA, 713 nt
Organism: Drosophila pseudoobscura
Lineage: Eukaryota; Metazoa; Arthropoda; Insecta; Diptera; Drosophilidae
Exons: 2
Coding region: 122-493 (123 amino acids)
Source: RefSeq, a predicted model, not a curated record